GAUCUUGGUACGAUUUAAAAUAGAUCUUUUAUUUUGAUGCCCUAGUCGUUCUCUUAUUUUAUCACACGAGUUUUAUGCUUUAUACUUUUCAAAAAUUGCAAAAUUCCAUUUUCAUAACUACUUAAUAUACAGAUCUUUCACGAUUACUGGCAGCUAUUCGUCUAAUGCAAGCUCAGGGCACAAUUUCCUUGACUCAGCAGCUUUCUGCGCUACUCUCCGAGGCUUCAUUGUUUCUACACUCAGUUAAAGUUACACCUUCUUCAGUCUCCGCUUCGUCAAAGAAUAAAACUACCGAUUCUACGUCAAUCCUUACUCGUUCAAAAUUGCAGGUGAGCGAUCUCCCUGAAUGCCUACGACAUAAGGAUGUCCAACCGAUAACGACGGCAGUGCUAGCAGAUGCUAUUACAAUCUUGAAAACGGAUUCUUCUUUUCAAUCAAUUGAUAUACAAACUUUAUUGUCACAAUUUUCAGGAAGAUUGACAGGUUUAUCACCACUGUCUGCUUCUAGGUUAUUAAGAGCUGGGGGAGUUUUUGGAAUAUCAUCUUCCCGGUCAUUUUUUAGAAGAGAUUCUGCUAUUCAAUAUUUGGGAAGUAGUCAUAGGUAUUUUGGGACGAAUUCUGCUGUUAGAUAUAUAAAUCAACGACGUUUGCAGCUAUUAGAAGCUGAAGCAAAUGCGUCACCUAAUGAUGCAUCAAAACAGGCAGAAUUUUAUAAAGAAUUAUUGAAAUCAAAUAACCACAAUAUAGUAAUUGCUCGGUUUGAGCGUGGGAAAUUCGCUCACGAUGAUGAAUGUUUUCAGGCUUAUGUUACUGCAUUAGUUAGAGCAGGCCAAACUGAUAAAAUUUUACCGAAAAUUAUGCAAAAACUGGAGCAGGCUGGAACCGAAGGAGGUAACCCGAUUUUAACAACAGACUUAGUGCAAGGCAUUAUGAAAAGUCAGGGGAAAAAAGCUACAGUGGAAAAUAGUCCAGCAGCUAUAGCAGCAAACGCGGGUAAUAAAGAAAACCCGAUUUAUGUCGUAAUUGAAGAAGCGCGUGGAUAUAUGUUUUGGCGCGCUUUGCGUUGGGUGGGAAUUACAUUUACAUAUGCUUUCUGCAUCCUUACCUUCCUAAGUAUUGCUAUGGAAAAUUCUGGUCUUUUAAAGACCGGUGGAUCACAAUCAGAAUAUGAGCCAUCGUCUCAACAGGUGGUUAAAUUUUCUGAUGUUCAUGGUGUUGAUGAAGCAAAAGAGGAAUUGGAAGAAUUAGUUGAAUUCUUGAGGGAUCCAUCGAAAUUUACUGGUUUAGGUGGUAGAUUACCUAAAGGUGUAUUAUUAACUGGUCCUCCAGGUACUGGAAAAACUUUGUUGGCACGUGCAGUUGCCGGUGAAGCAGGUGUACCAUUCUUUUUUAUGUCAGGUUCAGAAUUUGAUGAAAUGUACGUUGGAGUUGGUGCAAGAAGAGUUCGUGAACUUUUUGCUGCUGCAAGACGUAAGGCGCCUAGUAUAGUAUUUAUUGAUGAAUUAGAUGCGAUUGGUUCAAAACGUAACCCAAAAGACCAAACAUAUAUGAAACAGACACUCAAUCAAUUGUUAGUCGAUUUGGAUGGGUUUUCGCAAACUGAGGGAGUCAUUUUUAUUGCAGCAACAAAUUUUCCGGAACUUUUAGAUAAAGCAUUAGUUCGUCCCGGUCGAUUUGAUAGACAUGUUGCAGUACCUCUGCCAGAUGUUCGGGGUAGAGUGCAAAUUUUGUCUCAUCAUUUAAAAAACGUUCAAUUAGCACGUGAUGUGAACAUUAGUAUAAUUGCACGUGGUACACCAGGAUUCUCGGGUGCUGAUUUGGCUAACCUAGUCAAUCAAGCGGCAAUACAGGCUUCGAGAGAUGGUGCACGUGAAGUAGCGAUGAGACAUAUGGAACACGCUAAAGAUAAAAUAAUUAUGGGAGCUGAACGUAGAUCUGCCGUAAUUACAGACGAUAGCAAACGUUUAACUGCAUACCACGAAGGUGGACAUGCACUUGUAGCACUAUAUACACCAGGAGCCUUACCAUUACAUAAGGCUACAAUUAUGCCACGAGGUAAUAGCUUGGGUAUGACUGUUCAGUUACCCGAGAUGGAUAAAGAUAACUAUACUAAGAAAGAAUAUCUUGCUAUGAUCGAUGUUGCUAUGGGUGGUAGAGUUGCAGAAGAGAUGAUAUUUGGUAAAGAAAAUGUGACUACUGGUGCACAUAAUGAUAUAAUGACGGCAACGAAUGUUGCUAAACGUAUGGUCACAUUGUUUGGAAUGAGUGAUAAAGUUGGACCAGUGGCUCAUCCAGAAGAAGAGUUAGAUCAAUUAAGUACACAAACUAAAUUAGUUAUUGAAACUGAAAUUAGAACAAUAACGGAGAAUGCUCAAAUACGUGCAAGUAAUAUAUUAAAAAAUCAUAAAGAAGAAUUACAUAGAUUAGCAAAAGCACUGAUGGAUUAUGAAACUCUCACACAAGAAGAAAUCGAAUCAGUUAUUAAAGGAAAAAAUAUUCAACGGUGAAAAGACAUCAUUAUUAUAUUCUUUUCUUGAACAAUUUUUUUUUUCUUUUUUUUUUUUUAAAAAAAAAAAAAAGAAAA
Rhizophagus irregularis DAOM 181602=DAOM 197198 is the source of this 2584-nucleotide messenger RNA. The record is from RefSeq and is a predicted model, not a curated record. NCBI's taxonomy places the organism in Eukaryota, Fungi, Glomeromycota, Glomeromycetes, Glomerales, Glomeraceae.